CACGGCUACACCAACCGGUUGAUGUUUCUGUGAAAAAGGAGAAUUUGAAAGAUGCUAGGGACCUUUGCUACAGAAAAUGGAUUGUGUUCAUUGCUGAAAGAGGCGCGUCGGCUCUCAUUUGUCGAUUUGUCAGGAUGCGUUGAAAUAAAACCAACUUUAUUGAAACGACGUGUUGACUUGGUGAGCCAUUUGGAGCGGUUCAAUCUCGACACUAAUGGGACAAUCCCAGUUCUACGAAAGAGGUUGCAAGAUUACAUAGAAGGUAUAUCUAAAGACACGGAUUAUUUAGAUCAUGUACAAGGUUGUGAAGUGUUAUCAAAGCCAUCAGCAAUAUGCGCUGUCAGUGACGUUUUCCUAUUGUGUGGCGACGAUUCCAAGAGAGUUAUUUUUCAAAUUACUUUAGAAUUUGAUGGAGUGACAAUCCGUGGCUAUCCUGUCAAAUUGGUUUCUUAUCCGAACGGUGUUAAUAACACACAGUCAGUUUUGUCUUUAGACAAUUGUGCGUAUUUCUCGGCAGCGUCAUGCGAUGGAGGCUUGUAUCGAUGCAAGUUUAGUACACAGGUAGUGGAAAAGGUUUUUGACAACUCUUCAGAUGUCAAUUUCCCCACAGAAGUAAACAGAAUAUGUGCUUUUAAUGGUAAGACUGGUAAAGAUUUUUAAAGAAUUGUUAGUAAUUAAUUGUUAAUAUAGCACAGCUAUAUAACAGUCAUAACAUACUGGAUUAUACUGCUAUUUUCUGUUAUGACUGUUAUUUACAGCACGAUUUUAAUUAAUGGCUUUUUAGGUACUGUUGUGUUUACCGACACGAAAGCUGGACAAGUUAAACAGUACCACCAAGUUGAUAGCUCGGCAUCUGUCUUCUUGGGAAGUGGUGAGACAAAGUCUCGGGAUGGUACGCAGUCAAGCUGUUCAUUUGAGCAAGUUCAAGGAAUAUGUAAUAUGGAGAACACACUGUUUGUAACCGAUGUUUCUGCUGGAAAAGUCAAAUUAGUAACUGGCCUUUCCAGUACUAUAACAUUUCUUCAAAUGCUUGGUAGCUUUUACGAUGCUUUUGAAAUUCACCCGAAAUGUGUACCUGGUGGGAACGUGAAUGAAGUUUCACUUCAGAGUGCAAGAGAAAAAGUGAAAGAAGUAGAAAGGUAUAUGCGAGAUACUGUUACCAAAGUAAAGCAGCGCUACAACCUGAAAGAAUCGUCAACAACCAAUGGCCCAGAAGGCACAAUUUCCCACCAGACUCAAACAUCUUCGGCGUUGCUCAACGAGGGAAUCUGCAGAUUGAGCAAGAACAUCGAGGGAAUUAAUUCCCACUUUGUCGACAACAUCUCGCUUCAAUCCCUUCUGACGACUCAAGUGGAAAACCUACACACUGUCUCACAUUUUAAACAUGAAACAUUUAGUGUUCUUCAAUAUGCCCAGGACUUCGGCACAAUUGUAAAGGAGUCACUCAAAAGAACAACAACAUGGGCGGCUAAAUACUACACACACGACAAGUCGUAUUAUCCAGUGCCGGAAUCAGUUAUGCCUCUUUGGGCCACAAAGGUUAUGACACCCCUUCCGCCAAACGAAAUUCCUCGUAAAACGGAAGAAAUCAUGAAAGAUUGGCUAGAGAGUUAUCGUCCAGUUCGACAAAGAACAGUUCGCAGUGAGACUACAAAGGACAAGGCAGGUGCGUUGCCACCAGCUGUGUACAGAAAGUUGUCUGAAGUGUAUGACCCACAGUCGUCAAACAUUCAAUUUCGGACUGACCAACCGUCAACAAAUAUAACUUUUGUUGAUGAGGCCACUGUGGACGUGAUUGAGGCUGAGCUAACACAGCAAGUUGACGAGUAUGAGACAGACUCCGAAGAUGACACAGCGACUGAGCCUGACGAGUUUAGCGAGCUUGCAGUGAGUCCAGUUUGUGUCACGCGUUCCGGGCGAGCUGCCAGGCGACUCUGCGCCUAGAUCUGUGAAACAAGUAAGAAGUAUUUCAUUAUUUUCAUUGUAUUAAGAUAGCGCUUAAUCAAGCGGUUAGUGUUUACUCGCCUUUACUGUCCUUUACUAAUCCACUAGAGCAGUAGUGGACAGGUGUUAGAGGGCUUAGAGUGCCAUGACUACCACCUGCAUGGAAAAUUUUCAAAGCUAACUCGUGAUGUGUUCUUACAAGUUCUUUCUCUGCUCAGAAAAUUCUUGCUUUGUUGUCUAAUUGUCAAAUGUAUGUAUUUUUACUUGCAGCGAAGGCCGAAAAGCAUAUUUUAGUCGUAUUGCACAGACUGCACAUGCAUUGUGUCAGAAUAAUGCGGCUAAUUAAUUAUCCGCUACUUUAAGUAGAAAUGACGACACAUGUUGCCUUGUGAUUUGUAAUUGCUGCGGAGCGAGCGAACCUGAAGCAAGCGAGCGAAACAGCAGCCUAAUUUGUGCAGUAGGCAGUAUAAAAGCAGAUUUUGAGCGUCGCACGGAAUUGUGGUCGUGCGCAUUUGUAUGCGCAGUUUUCAUAAAUCCGUGUCACCUCACUACACAUGCGCCAAUAUUUCUAGUGGGUCUUCAAAAGUGGACAUAUUUUGCAGCAAAUGAUGUUUCAUGAAUACGUGGAAGCAUUGAAAGGCCUUCGCUUCGGCAUUCCGGCUUAGCACAAAGUUUUCAAAACGAUUCGGUGUUCUAAUUUUCGUUAUUUUUGCAUUGAUUCGUGCGUUGUUCACUCAAUGGACUUUGGCCACUGACAGUUCUAUAUAUUUUUAUAUAGUGUAAUACAUUUGUGUACAUAGUCUAUAUAAUGUGGUAAAUGCGCCUAGCAGUAUUAAAACAGACUUGAUAUGAAAUCUGAUAGAAAAAACUUGUGUUAUAUAAUUAAUUUACCUGUAUGUCAAUGAGACGCACAUGUUUAAUAUCUGUCACUUGUGAUUGCCCUUUAACCCCUGGUCUUGGCUUACUUUAAUAUAUAAUAUAUUGCUUUUUCUCAGUUCCACUCAUGGUAAGAAUCGAUUCCUUACUGGCUUAAGGCCUUAAGCUCACAGCUCAUUAGUUGCUGCGAGUAAUAACUGUGCUUGAUAUAUAAUGUGUGCUAUUUACUGUAGUUCUAUUUGUUUUUAAUGCCCGCAGCAAUCCCUACCUUGCAGGUACCCUAGUUUAUGUGUAAACAUUUUCACUUAACAUGCGUUGAAAUCAGAUUUUGUUGCAGUUGCAGCAAUUUUGUUGCUCGUGUAUAUCUCGAGCUUAACUUCCCGACGAAGGGGCUUCGCUCGAAACGUCGAAGUUCUGCUUGAUUUGUAUUUUUCAGGAAGUUGUAAUCUCUCUCAAUCCCAAGCUUUCUUCUUUAGAUUUAACUUUCACUACCAUUAAAGGGUAUGAGCAACAAAAAUUUCUAAUUGUUGCCGAAGGCAGCCUCCUAUUCUUGACGAUGUGUUUUUCUCGCACCAGUCCGUUUCCGGAAGGCCGAGUUAUGUAUAGCUGAACGACAACACGAUUUUAUUUGUAUGUACGAAUGUUUGUUUGUACGAAUGUUUGUUUGUACGGAUGAUCAGAUUUAUGACGUUUUUUGACGUCACAGAGAUUUUAGAAAAUAACAUACUCCAGAUCGCGAUUUGACUUUCCGAAUACCCUGGUUGAGACUCACGAACACCACCAUGGACUAUUAUAAUUACUAUUUGUAUAAACAUGCCUCGUGCCUGUUGUAACUAGAAGUUACUAUCGCAAGGAAAGUGCUGCCUUACAACCAAAGCCCUGGGGAGUGAUUAUACCAAUAAAUUUAUUCAUUUAUCACACUGUAUGUAUGAAUUUAUUUUGUUUAAAAAAAAUCGAAAUUACAACAUGCAAUAAUUACUACAUGUGAUUGUUGGUACCAAUGUUUUAAACCGUCUUCACUUGUCAAAACGUCUAGAAGAACACAAUUAGGAAGAACAAACAUAUGUCUUUAAACGUGUGACUACCUUGUUGUAAGUUAAGUUUUCAUAUUAUUUCAAAGUAAUGACAGUCUACUGUAUUUUCCAUUUGAUAACCAAGUGUGACCAUUGGUUUUUUUGUCCAAUAUGUAGAUGUUUCGUAUUUAUUUAGCAUGUAGAGGUAGUGUGCAUUGUUGGCCAUCAUUAUUGUCCAAUACUGAUGAAAAACAGGUUACUGUACAUAUAGCUAGGUAUGUCAUAUCGUGACAUACAAUGUUCCUGACAUCCAUAUGGUAUAGAUUGGAAACAAGUAUGGUAAUUUAAUAAUACAUGGCAGACUCCAUCCAAUUGCAUUAUAGAUGUAGUAUAUCCGUACAAUCUUGUAAAUCGUUCAGAAUUGUAAAACUAUAGAAAAAAAUAGGUACGCACUGCGUACAUGUUGCAUGCCAUCUGAAACUUAUGAUCAUAGAUAUCUUAUAUAAGAUAUCUAUGCUUAUGAUGCGCUAUAGCGCUUAUAACCUUUGGUACAACUGGCGUGAAACUUAAAAUAUCGAUUCAAUAAAUUUAAUAUCAAUAUAUUUAUUGCAAAAUAGCUAUUAUGUCAAAAUAAGAAAACUUAAGACUCUCACGCGAAUUUGCCUACGGUGUAGACCCCAGCAGAAACACGCGAAUAUAGACAAUGUUUUUUUAAGCGAUCGUUAAUAGUUAGUUGCAAGCGACGGUAAUAAUAACAUUAAAGGGAGUAAGGGACCCUACAGUCAUUUUUUAGUCGAAAAGCCACCUUAAGUAGGGGACUCCACGGAGAUUCGUUUGGCUGUAUCUUACAUGCAGUAUCCAUGAAUAUGAGUACUUCCGCACACCGGAAGACGCAUGCAUGCCGUGAUGCGCAUGUCAAGUAGCGACAAUAACAAAAAUGUAAACAAUACUUACUUGACUAAAAAAUGACUGUAGGGCCCCUUUAACAAUGUCAAGGCGGGUCAAGGUUUUAUCAAAAGCGAUUGACUGUUAGAUUUACUUUACAAAUUAAUAACUAAAUAACGUUAUUUCCUAUAGAUAUAGCUUUAUUGUAACUUUUUAAUGGGGUAUAAAAAACUCGUGGAAACGGUGAAUUACUACAAUAGAUUGGAAAUCAUUAUUUAUCAUUUUGACGUUUGAGUGAUUGAAAUGAGUUAAUUUACACUAUAUCGAAUGUCAUCACAUUGUCAUGUUGAAUCUUAUGCGUACUUCACAAUGGUUGCUAUUUCGUUGUACAUUUCAAUCUCGAUUUUAAUUGUAUUACCACUCUCCUCCGCAGAGUCUGAAUUAUAUAGGAUUUGUAGGGAUAGUAGAGGAUAUUUAGUGGUGCGCGACGGGGGGGGGGGGGUCGUAAGGCUCUGCGGAGGAGAGUGAUUGUAUUACUAUUUAUAAUUUAAAUUGUGUUUGAUAUUUAUAUUUCAUGUUGUUUACAAAAUGUGCUGUAGUUUUGAAGCUUUGCACACAAUAUAAUCAGUGCGAGCACAAUGGCUCCGUUUCAGUUUGAGUAUAUAAAAAUCGAGUAUUUUGAUAGCGUUCGCGGCUUUGAGGCUUUCAAUUGUAUUACUAUUUAUAAUUUAAAUUGUGUUUGAUAUUUAUAUUUCAUGUUGUUUACAAAAUAUGCUGUAGUUUUGAAGCUUUGCACACAAUAUAAUCAGUGCGAGCACAACGGCUCCAAAAUCACAACACAUAACAAAAUAUAAGGUAAGUUAAAACAGUAAAGCUUUACCUACCUCGAUUUAUUUUUCUAAGGCGCUCGAUUAUGUAAAUUUUCGGCGAAUAAUCAAUAUAUAAUUUUUCUUUGCGUUUCCUCGACGAAAACCCGGCAUGAAAAUGCUCGUCGUUAACUCGGUAUUUGUCGUAUUUACGAAUCUGCCACGUGACUGGUACGCUCACCGAUCACCGCUCACCGAACACGACACGAAAUUUAGAGCUAUAUGAAAGUUGCAUGCCAUGCAUAUAUGGCUUGCAACAAAAAUUGGUAGCAUGAGAUAUUUAUGUGGAAACAUAGUAACACAUAAAUUAAUUAAAAUAAAAGUAGGGCAGGGGGAGGGGCUAAACAAACAAAAAACUUACCAUUCUUUUGUCUUGCAAAUCAUAAUAUUUUCAUACAUACAGUGAUAACAAGGACUAAAUUAGUUAUUAUAUAAUAAAUUAAAUUACUGAAAAGGGUAUAUAGUCAAAGUACAUACGAAACUAUAACUGGGAUCCAUAUAUGAAACCCUCUCUUAUUCAAACUCAAUAGUUUGUUGUUCUGAAUGCACUGCUAGUAGCCUGUGCUAACUGAUCUAGCCUGUUUUCUUCUUCAAGCCUACAUUGUAAGUUGGCUAAUGAUUUCAAGCUUGUUAAUCGUUCAUAUGUCAUUGGUCAAUGACACAAGAGGCAAGUGAUUUUACUCUGCUAAUAGCAACAUAAGAAACUCCAGUAGUUCUUUCAGAUUUGCCAAUAUCUAUCCAUGCUUUUGGAAGUGUGAGUCCUUGGCUCUUGUGUAUUGUUAGAGCACAAGCAAGCCUAUAAGAGCCUCUCAUGGAAACCUAUUUCUGUCUGUGAUGCGACAGUGAUUGGAAUUAUUGGGAUACACAAUGGUUGCUUUUCAUUAAAAACAGGUCCUCUCAUAUAUAGUUUUCAAAUUCUACUAUUACCGCAAUAGGUAAGUCAGGAGGUUGAUGGUUGUUCUGAUAGAUAAUAUCAACAACUGUGCCAGUAGCCCCAUUGCACAGGCCAACACUUGACCACAAAUUCAUUGUUACAUGACCCUAGCACCUUUUGCUAGAAACACAACGGGUUCUAACCCAGACAUAUCAUCUGAGGAUAUCUUUUCGCAAUAACAAAUCUCUCAACUGUACUUGCUCAGAUGCCAUACCUUGCACACGUUGAUUUACAGUGAGUUUGACAACUAUGUCAAACAUAUGAUAUGCUUGAUGACCUUGUUUAGCAACAGCGUUUGAUGGUUUAGCAUAGUAAAGAGGUUUAUCUGCUACUGGUGGCAAUUGGCGUGGAUCACCAAUUAAAAUCAAUGAUCUUCCUCCAAAUACCUUGUCAUUAUAACCAGUUGCUUGUUUGCAACGCUUGUCUAUUCAACCAAAAGUAACUUGGCCAAGCAUGGAGUAUUUAUCAAUAAUGAUGUAUCCAAUGUUAUUAACACUCUCUUGUAACCUACACAAGCUUUGUCCUGUGAGGUCUUUAUUACCUCUUCAUCUUAUAGGUAACUUUAAUAGAGAAUGCACAGUUACACCUCUAAUGUUAUAAGCUGCUUUACCUGUACGUGGUAGCAAUAACAGCACAUUUACUUUGCAAAAUAUUUCUAAUAGCAUUAAUAAGGUAACUUUUACCAGUUCCUGCAACACCAUUUAUAAUGAGACAUAAUGGUUCUUUCUCAGAUGAUGCAUCUUCAAAAUGAGACUUAACAAUGUCAUAAGAAAGUUUUUGCAUUUCGCUAAAAGUGUUGAUGUCAACAACAUUAUAUUGCUCAUCAAUAGUGUAUUCCUCUUUGUUUGUUUUUAUCCAUGUUGGCAUUUCUUGAAUUUGUUGUUCUGAAUAAUUGGCUCUGUCGAGUUGCCAGUCAUAUGUGGACUCUGGUGUUUGUUCAGAGUUGUCAAAAGGAGUGUUGAGGUUUGAUAAUAUCAUCCACUCUUCUCGAGUUGUCUCCUGUUCUUCAGAAGGUUCAUCUUCUGCUUCUUGACUUUCAAUGACAGCUUGUAAUUUAUCAAACUAGUCUGGGACAUUAGACUGACCAUAAGGUGUUUGUAAAAAUUCAUGCCAACAAUUGAUCAGAACCUCGUCAGUUGGUUCUUCGUCACCCCAUGCAUUAUUUUGGGUUGCUCUCCGCGGUUUAUACCUCACAAAUUGAUAUUUACAAUAAAGCCCAAAAUUUGGACCUUUGGGAUUAGGAGAAUAUGUUGGAAAUAUUCGUGGUAUAAUAUUCUCUGGCAAUUUUGUCAGUUCAUUGUUAACAACUUUGUAAGUUGUAGCAAAUUGAACAAAGUUCAUAUUUAUUAUAUUUUGUGAACUGUCAUAUUGUUCACGAUUAGCAUACACAUCAAGAAGUGAAUAAUCGGUGCAUGAUUCACCCUCGUCAAUACUUGCAGUAUCGCGCACUCUACGUGAACCAUUUAGACUAACUGGCAUCACUUUAAAGGAUGAGCUGUGGAGUUUUAAUGACAACAAAGCUGCAUAAUCUCUUUCACCAAGAGAAUUCAUAACUACCUUCUUAAUAACUCUAUGAGGGUCAGUAUUACUGUCGGCAUUUUGCACAAUAGAAUUGAAUGCCUGUUUCAAUAUAGGUGAUCUUGGCUCACCUUUAGCUGCAUAUUUUGAGAUAUUCAACACAAGCAUAGUGAUCAAUAACAACUUGAAUAUCACAGUUAGCUCUUCAUCCUUGGAGCUGAAGUUGUUGAGCAGUUGAUGGUUAUUUAAUCUAGACUCAUUUCGUUUAGUCACAAUCUUAGCUCGUGUGGACCUGCGAAACUAAACUAAUAUAAAAUUUACAAAAUCAUACCUGUUUAGAAAUAUUUGAAGUCUUUGGUAUUCUUGUUGUUAUUUACAGCUGCUUCUUUAAGAAAAUUUAUACUAUCUAAGUUUGGAGUAUUCCUAAUUUUAGUUUUAAAUGCGAUCUUAUUAAGGUUACAUGACACCCUUUUUGGCGUUUUGCGGAAAAUCGCUACUGCGCGAUUUUCGAUUUUCGCUACUCCGAUUUUCAUCAAAUUUUCACCAAAUGUUCUCCAGUGCAUGCAAAAUAUGGUAAAGUUGUAAAAUUAGCAAACAAUAAAAUAAUGUAAGAAUUUGUUUGCGAUGUUACUCUGAGUGCAUAUCCACACCGGGCGAGCUUGAAAAAUAUGCCCGGCCACGGUGGGAUUCGAACCUACGACCUUUGGAAUACUAGCCCAAUGCUCUUCCAACUGACCUACGCGGUCAGGACGAUUCGAGUAAGUGAUAUUUCGGAACAGUAUCUAGUUCCUUCAAUACAAAUGUGUUCUAGUAAUAUGAAUUUUUCUGUGUUGGUGUUGUGUACUCAGGUGAAUACGGGUUAGUAUUCCAAAGGUCGUAGGUUCGAAUCCCACCGUGGCCGGGCAUAUUUUUCAAGCUCGCCCGGUGUGGAUAUGCACUCAGAGUAACACCACAAACAUAUUAUUCACCUGAGUACACAACACCAGCACAGAAAAAUUCAUAUUACUAGAAUACAUUGGUAUCGAAGGAACUAGAUUCUGUUCCGAAAUAUCACUUACUCGAACCGUCCUGACCGCGUAGCUCAGUUGGAAGAGCAUUGGGAUAGUAUUCCAAAGGUCGUAGGUUCGAAUUCCACCGUGGCCGGGCAUAUUUUUCAAGCUCGCCCGGUGUGGAUAUACACUCAGAGUAACACCACAAAUAUAAUGUAAGAAUUAUUCAGGAAAAUCUUAAAUCUUGGUACCGUUACGGUUUUGAGUUGUGCUCCUGCUGGUUUUAAGUUAUAUUUAUGAAAAUAUCAUUUUUAUACAGUAAAAUAGUUGUUCUAAAAAAUUGUGUUCGGAAAUUUUUGUUUAUUUCGUCGUUCCGCUGAUAUGGCGAUUUCUUUGACGACUGCAAUAUAUUUCUGAAUUGUUUGAGUGAAUUGCUCUUUAUUUUUAAAAUAUCCAAAAUUAAAAAAAAGCCGAACACAAGUUUGAAACUGACGUCUUUAGCUAUGUCCUGCAUGUGAAAAUUUGAGAAAAAUUGGUUAAAACCCACAGGAGCACAACUCGUUUGAAAAUCAGUAAUUACCGUAAACUUUUUCGGGAGAAAAUUGAAUUUGAAUAUUACAUUUUCAAUGUUUUUCUUAUUGCAGCGAAAUGUAUUUUAUUAAAUAACUCUGCGAGUUUUCAACAUUUUUCGUUCAAACUUGGUCAGAUAGUAGAACUAGUCUAAUGCUUUCAUGGAAACCAAUAAAAAAUUUUUUAGACAAAAUUAACACUCAAAG
Paramuricea clavata is the source of this 9801-nucleotide messenger RNA. The record is from the annotation of a GenBank genome assembly. NCBI's taxonomy places the organism in Eukaryota, Metazoa, Cnidaria, Anthozoa, Malacalcyonacea, Plexauridae.